AUGGCAAAUCUUAAUGGAGCUUUCGGGAUCGUAUUAAAUAUCAUAAUUAUAUGUUAUAUCUCAACUCAUGUAAACAGCGAUUUUGAAUUCACAAAUAUAGAAUGCAAGGUUUCUGAUGAAUUUUGCAAAAUCGAAACUUGUUUUUUGAAAUCUAUAAAUCGCACAUACAAAUACGCUAGCGUGAAGAUACAACUGUUGAAACCUAUAAACAAAUUUUGGGCUCACGUGACUUUCAUGAAACGUUUAAAUGGAUAUAAGCCAUUUCUUUAUAAUUACUCCGUUGAUCUUUGCAAAUUAAUUCGGAAUCCUAAAUCAGCAAAUAAAGUGGCGCUUUUCUUUUUUAGUCUUUUUAGUUCAUAUUCCAAUUUAAAUCACUCAUGUCCUUAUAGUGGGUUUCUUAUUGUGGAAAAGCUUCCCAUUAGUCAUCUCAAUUAUAAACUUAGCAAAGUUCUACCUAUACCUGGUGGUGAUUAUAAGAUUGUCUCCCAUUGGAUAAUGGACAAUUUUCGUGCUAUGGAUCUCAAUGUUUAUUUUAGAAUUUAA
Molecule: messenger RNA, 543 nt
Organism: Drosophila nasuta
Lineage: Eukaryota; Metazoa; Arthropoda; Insecta; Diptera; Drosophilidae
Exons: 4
Coding region: 1-543 (180 amino acids)
Source: RefSeq, a predicted model, not a curated record